This is a messenger RNA of Puntigrus tetrazona (Sumatra barb), 2510 nucleotides long. It is a transcript of the gene scly, whose product is annotated as selenocysteine lyase. The record is from RefSeq and is a predicted model, not a curated record. NCBI's taxonomy places the organism in Eukaryota, Metazoa, Chordata, Actinopteri, Cypriniformes, Cyprinidae.
CUGUCCGACCGUCUAAGAGGAGGAGGGGUUUAGUCAUGUACACUUCCGGUUCAAAGUAGUAAAGCGUGCCGGUGCUGUCUGCCGCAUCAUCAGUUUGAACUGUGAAUUAUUGACAAGAUAUACGCUAAAGAGCAGAAGAGAGUGUGAUCUAGAUAAUGGCUGAAAAGACCCCUGUCAUCCUGGGUCAUAAUCUAUGGGGAACCGAAACACAUCAUUGUGGGUCUGACCUGCAUCAUCAUCAUCAUCAUCAUCAUCAUCAUCAUGUGUCUGAUGGGCCAGAGAGAAUAUAUAUGGAUUACAACGCCACCACGCCAGUGGAUCCAGAGGUGGUCAGCGUUAUUACUGAUGCUUUAACUGUGGCGUGAAAUCCCAGCAGUAAUUACCUACCAGGUCUAAAAGCUAGAGACAUUAUUUACCAUUCCAGAGACACUAUUGCCAGGAUGGUUGGUGGAAAAGCAGCAGACAUUAUUUUUACUUCAGGAGGAACUGAGGCCAAUAAUCUGGUGUUUCACACAGCUGUGGAGCACUUCAGGCUGAGCAAGGCUUCUGCAGAGGGAGACGUGAACAGUGAGCAGCUAAAUGGAAGAGGCUCCCCGCCUCAUAUUAUCAUCUCCAAUGUCGAGCAUGACUCCAUCCAACUCGCAGCUAAACAUUUGUUAAAAGAGGGUAAAGCAGAUGUCACAUUUGUGCCAGUGUCCAAGGUGACGGCACGGGUGGAGGUCGAGGAUGUCAUUGCAGCGAUUCGUCCCACCACCUGCCUGGUGUCGGUCAUGCUGGCCAAUAAUGAAACAGGCAUUAUUAUGCCAAUUAAAGAUAUUUGUCAGAGGGUGAGGGAAGUGAACAAACAGAGGGCAGCAUCAGCUCCCAGAAUCCUCCUUCACACGGAUGCUGCACAGGCCAUCGGAAAGAUAAGAGUGGAUGCACAUGAGCUGGGAGUAGACUAUAUUACCAUUGUAGGGCACAAGUUUUAUGGCCCUCGAAUUGGCGCUUUGUUUGUGAAUGAUCCUGGACCCACGACUCCGGUUUACCCUCUGUUUUUUGGAGGAGGACAAGAGCGCAACUUCAGGCCAGGAACUGAGAACACAGCAAUGAUAGCCGGUCUGGGAAAGGCUGCAGAAUUGGUCAACUUAAAUCUAGUGGAGUAUGAAGCCCAUUUCCUGGACAUACGAUUCUAUCUAGAGCAGAAGCUGCUUGUAAGCUGUCUUGGAGGAGAUAAGAUUCAUUUUAACAGCCAUUUUCCUGGUUCAGACAUUUUGCCCAACACGUGUAACAUAUCCAUUUUGGGAAGGGGACUUCAGGGGCGUAGAGUGCUGUCCACCUGUAGGAGGUUGUUGGCCAGUGUGGGUGCUGCCUGCCACUCAGACAGAGAAGAUCAACCUUCCCAUAUUCUUCUGAGCUGUGGGAUUCCAUAUCAUGUGGCUACCAACGCUUUGAGGAUCAGUGUGGGUAGAAGUACCUCCCAUGAAGAUGUGGACAUUGUCGUGGAGGAUCUGAGAGACACUGUAGAGCAACUGGAGCGAAUGAACUAGCACCAGGGAUAUUUUACCUGCCUCUGUGUGUGUAUAUGUAUAUAACCAAAAAAGUUUUAGUUUUGCACAUAAAUUCUGAAAUAAGUGUGGAGUUCAGAUUUCAGGGUCAUCGUCAGGUUGCACUAUAUCGAUCUAAGAGCUCUUUAUUUAGCAGAAUAUAAUAUUUAAUGUGACUCUUAUCAGGUGGUGUGUCAUGAGACUAGAGUUCAGGAUUCAGACAUUGUCAGGUUGCUCUAUAUAUAUAUAUUUAAUCAGAAUAUAAUGUUCAACGUGCAUAUUACUUGGUAAAACAUAAUAUAUGGAACUUCAGGGAAUUUAGCUCAUAAAUAGUAAAAGAAAAUACAUAAAGCAGCUUGCAAACGGAGGUGUGCAAUGUGUAAAGUCCACAAAGUCCAAUUACAGACUGACUUAUAGAGUGUGUCACUUUGCAAAAAGUGAUCGAAUUGUUUAUUUCUGUCAUUGGGAAACUAACCAACCACUGCACAAAAUAUGAAAAUCAGCUCCCCAUAACAGAACAAAUUACACUGCAAAAUAUAAUUUUUGGUAUGUAUUGCACACUCGUAUUUGCAUAUGAGUGUUGGCUUUGGUCAUUUCAGGUCAGUUUUUAUUUUUAACAUAGUUAAAAUUGCCUCAGUUAUUUGGUUUUGAUACUCAUUAAUUUAUCCCUUCUGAUUUUAUAUUGAAUGCACUGUUGUAUGUUGUAUUUUAAAAACUGUUUCAUAAUUGAAUAUUGAAUUGUUCUUAUUAUGUUGUAGAUGUCCAUAACAUUUUUUUCAUGGAAUCAACAGAGACCUGUUCGUUUGAACUUGCCGGCUGCACUUGCGAUGGAGCGUGCGCUCUGAGAAUGAGACGGAGAUAUCCGUUACCUGUACAACAAAGACGCACUAGCAUUAUUAAAUGAGCUAAAUGGACUCUCUUUAAACAUCUAAGCGCUGAUCUGAUCUCCCCUGAUGCUGAAUCAUUAAAGUUCAUAUGCUCUGA